AUGGCUAGUCUCUCGCUGACGCCUAUUCGAGUAGUCAAGUCGGUUCUGGCGUUUGUUCUGUGCCUUGGUGGUUUGCUGCUCGCAUCCGCAUACCUUGAUGGUGGUGAUUGGGGCUUCCUGCGUUAUACCUACCUUUCAAAGUUAGUUGUUUUUUCCACUCCCGACUACAUGCCACCUCAGGACUCCUUCUUUAAAACGAAUCGAUUUUCUGUGUUGCCUCUUAGUCUUACACCUGCUUCACGCCUUUUCAGCAUUUUCGCCGUGAAUACUACGCCCAACAUGGGUCUCUUCUGGUAUAUGUACGUGGAGAUGUUUGACCACUUCAAUACCUUCUUCGUGUGGACUAUGCAGCUGCUCAUCCUCGGUCUAUGUGUGGCCGCUGCUCUGCGCUUCUAUGAGGAUCCUCUAUUUUUGGCGGUGAUUUUAACCAUGUCAACGGGAAUUCUGAGGCCCUACAACAGUAUAGCCGACCUUGGAUGCUCGCUGGCCCUUGCUGCGCAUUGGCGUCAUCUCACCCCCCGUAAGUCAUUGUCACUUUUUUUAAAUGCGCUGACAGUGGGUUUUUCUUUUGCAUCAAGUACCUCGACCAAUCGUUGUUUGCAUAUCUCUUCUGUUUCCUUAUAA
Messenger RNA from Dibothriocephalus latus, 624 nucleotides. NCBI's taxonomy places the organism in Eukaryota, Metazoa, Platyhelminthes, Cestoda, Diphyllobothriidea, Diphyllobothriidae. The record is from the annotation of a GenBank genome assembly.